Messenger RNA from Erythranthe guttata (spotted monkey flower), 1359 nucleotides. Lineage: Eukaryota; Viridiplantae; Streptophyta; Magnoliopsida; Lamiales; Phrymaceae. The record is from RefSeq and is a predicted model, not a curated record.
ACUUUGGUAAUGGUAUUUAGUAUUAAUUUAUGAGUUACAGAUUCAAUUUUUAUGUUGCUUAAUCAAGAACAGAUGCAGACUGUGUAUAACUUUUAACCCUAAUUAUUGUAUUUUAUUUUAUUUUUGGCAUUUUUAAAUCUUAUGUGAUAAAGGGUUCUAUCAAUAGAGUGAGAGAGAAUUUGUUGUUGUCUGUCUAUGUAGCUAAUAGAAGAAAAGCACAUAAUGGCAGUCUUGUAAAUUUGUAAUCCUUUUCCAAUUCCCCUUUAAUUGAAAAUAAGUUAGGUUUACUUUUGGAAUCUUGACAUUGUGUAGCUAGAAGUGUUUAGAAUUACGAAGUUUCACUUACUUAUUAUCGAGACUCGUCCGUAAGUUUUUAGAAGUCGAUUUCCUCUUCGUAUUUGACGAUGAUCUUGAUUUUCUGCAUCGAACAGAUCUCGAUGAUUUUUGGCAGUUGGUUUUAAUAUAUUUUUUGUUUCGCAAUUGACGUGGCGAUAGGGAACAUUAAAUGCAUUCCGAUACUGCCCCUGUAGUUACGUCUAAAAUGGCGAUGGAGACAUCAACGAGUGGGGAUCAUUCGAGCAAGAAGAAUAAAGGGAAGGUCCCCAAAAGAAUUCACAAGUCCGAGAGAGAGAAGAUGAAGCGCGAACAUUUAAACGAACUGUUUCUUGCUUUAGCAAAUUCUCUUGAACUACCCGACGAGGAUAACAGUAACGGUAAGGCCUCUUUAUUGACUGAAGCCACUCGACUUGUGAAGGAGAUGCUGACUCAGAUUGAUUCUCUCAAAAAAGAAAAUGCUGCAUUGUUGUCCGAAUCCCAAUACGUGACUGUAGAGAAGAACGAGCUAAAAGACGAAACUUCUACUUUAGCGGCUCAAAUCGGCGAGCUACAGACGGAGCUCAAGUCUAGGGUUUCCGAUUCGGAACUCGACCUGAAUGUGGUCCCCCCAGAAUAUCACAACCAUGGGGCGGCAUCGCACGGUACUACUGGGGGGUGGGGCCCACUCGCGCCAGCUGGACAUCCGCAAGUACAAAUCGUAAGUCCUCUACAAUUUGCCGCAUUGUGCUCGAACAUUCAAGCUUAUUCGGAGGUCGAUAAAGAACAAACCGAGUCGAGUCAUAUUUCGACUGUGAGCAAACCGCACGCUCGAUACCCUACCCCGGCCGAUAAAUGGCCGUCUCAGGUUCUAGAAAACCAGCCCGUGUUAGGAAAACGAGGUAGUGGAAAUAGCAAUUAGUAGUACUUUUAAAAUUGUGGUCGAUAGCAUAAUAGCAAAAUUAUUAUAUCUAUGUAUGAACGAGAAAAUGCCCGUCUGUAUAUCUCCGUAACACUUGAUUUCUAUUUAAUAAUCCUUUUUUCUUA